This is a messenger RNA of Micropterus dolomieu (smallmouth bass), 9172 nucleotides long. RefSeq names its product ATP-binding cassette, sub-family A (ABC1), member 12 (gene abca12). Gene Ontology annotation, molecular function: lipid carrier activity; ATP hydrolysis activity; ABC-type transporter activity. Bases 38 to 8389 code for a protein of 2783 amino acids. Gene Ontology annotation, biological process: transmembrane transport; lipid transport. NCBI's taxonomy places the organism in Eukaryota, Metazoa, Chordata, Actinopteri, Centrarchiformes, Centrarchidae. The record is from RefSeq and is a predicted model, not a curated record. Gene Ontology annotation, cellular component: intracellular membrane-bounded organelle; membrane. The transcript has 51 exons.
UGCAUCAGUAGAAGAUUUGCCUGUAAUUAUUGGCCAGAUGGGCAAACUCUUGAGCAUGAUCUGGCCACUGGGAGGCUUAGGAUCAUAUAUCAAUGCUCCAUCUCUGGAUGCCUUGGCUUAUCUUGCUCCAGUCCUGGAGCAGGUGAUGACUGGGAAGGCAGACCAAGACACAUGGAACAAACUUGAAAAGCUGCUAGAAGCUCUACUGUCAACCCUCAAUGGAACAGAGCUAUUGGACAGUGUCCCCUCUGUUAUUCCACUGUUUGAAAAAAUCAUAGGAAGUACGGUGAACAACAUGCUAGCAGAGAAUGUGAUGAUUCUAAGCCUUCAGAUGCCCGUGGUGACCCUGAUGAAAGAAAUUGCACAUUCUUUGAACACCAGUCAUUUUAACUUGUCUGAGGUCUUGGAAGGAAUGCAACGUGCCAUUGAACUCACGGUGCAGGCUGCUCAGCAGGCUAAUGGAACAUUGGAGUGCAGUGAAGCUCUCAAAGCAUGGGAGCCAGUAAGAGAGGCAGCAGGGUUAAGCAACGCCACCAUGGCUAUGUGGUGCAACAUCAACCUGAAGCCUGUUUUUGAGGCCUUUCAUGCAGCGCAGACUGUCUAUGCCCACCUGAACAUGAGUCAGAUGGGGUUGGGGCCAGUGACUGUGGGCGACACAGCUGCCAGUAUUGUCAAGACUCUACAGUCACUCUACCAAGUCAGCAUUAACCGUACACUUGUGGCAGAGCAACUCAUCAUGGCUCUCUCCAGCCAGCUCUCUGUGCUGGCGGCGCAGCCUCUGAGCCCCGAGGCACAGCUUUACUUGUACAAGCAGCUCCAGGACAUGCAGCUGCAAAACAGUCUGUCUUCCUUCAGAUUGCUCUUGGAUGAGCUUCUAAGCGUGGCCCCAUUCUCCCAGCCUUACACUGAAGCUGUAGAUAAAACACUGAGUUACAUCCUGGACAACUACCUUUUCAUGCAAGACUCACCCCAGGACCUCUUCAGAGAAGCAGUAAUGAUUUUCCUGUCCUCUGCAAACAUCACCUCCAACAACAUUUUCUCCAUUACCUGGGGAAAUUCUUCUGGACUCAAUGAAGCAGCUUUUACUGACUUGAUGAGGGAAGCUGUCAUUCUGAUGACGGACAUCAAGAUAUUUGGGGAUGUGCCAGCGGUCUACCAAGCCUUGGAGCAAUUUCUGGCCUCCAAUGACACAAGCUUGAUUGUGCAAAAGGUGGCAGAGCUGUCUGCAUGGUUGACCUCCACGCAAGCGUCUGGACUGGAUCUGCUGACUCAGGCUCUGCCCAAAAUCUAUGACAUCCUCAGGCCUCUCUUGUCUGUUCUGACCCAAAUGGGUAUGGACAUGCCAGCAAACACAGAGCUGUUUGAAGACCUAGCUGGAAACACAAUGGCAAUGCUGAGCCAGCUCGUUAGCAACAGUGGUCUUCUGGCCCCCUUGGACUCCCAUCCGAGUAUGUUUCAGCAGGAAAUGACAGGCGGUAACCAAGCGAAGAGGGUCCGACGUAGACGCGAGGCCCCGUUCAUGCAGACAAGGGACCCAUUGGAAGACUUCAUAGACCUGUUCUACAUUGACUACCCUGCCAUGUUCAAAACCAUCUCUGUCCUUCCUACCACAGCAGAAAUGAUAGACACAGCCCAUGUGUUCUUUGCCAAUCCUGAUCUGAAUGUUGUGGUGAAGGGAGCUACAAGCGGCAUGCAGUGGGGCUUGAAUUCUUCUCGGGAAGAGACCAUUGAUACUGCCAUUGGAAUGCUGUCCCUCCUCACUUUCCCUGACGCGUCAUCAAUGGAUCUCCUGACAAAAGCUGCUAAUAUGCUUCCUGAUGGCUUUCCAUUCUCCUCAGUGCUUAAAAAUAUCACCAGAGGGCUUGCCACAGAAUCUCAAGAGAACCUGAUCCUCAUGCAACAGACCGUCCAAACAGCCGGUGAGCUCCUCCAGAUCAACCUGAUGGACCCACGAUUCACAGAGCAACUUGGCCUCCUGAGAUCCCAGGUAUGCUUCUUGGAGAAUACGGAUUCUGUGCGUGUGCUGGUUGGGGCCCUCUCCAUGCAGCCUGGUCAGCUGUGUCACACUUAUGUACCCAGCCUACAGAUCUUGGCUCGGAGUCUGAUGAUGAACAAGACCUCUCUGACCGAUGCCAUCUUUAAGGCUUUCAUCGGAGACCCUAGCACCUAUGAUGUCCAGUUAAACUGGACCUCUGUGUUGAGUCAAAGUUUGGGCUUGGACCUCAGCAGCCUGAGAUCUCUCAACCUUAGCAUCCCUUCCCCAGGAGCUGUGACGGUCAGCGAGAUGCUAAGGAAUAAAACAGCCUUCUCUGAGGACGUUCAGCGACACAUGAAUCUUGAUCGAGCUGCUCUCAACCUCCUGAUGGAAACCACUCUACCAAACAACAGUUUAGUGAUCCUGUCGUGGUUGGUCAACCUGCGUCACUGCAACUCACCAUCAUUCGAGGACAUGAACGAGACAGAUGUCAUCUUAAAAACCUUCUGCAACAUGUCUGCUGAACAGUGGUACAGCUUGUCACUGCUGAUGGCUCGCCAUCUCAACACAGAGAAAGUCAUAUACAGAAUGGUGUUGUCUGAAGAACUGCAGAGCUUGGUGGGAUUUUUGCUUCAAAUGGUUCAGGGUUUAACCAACAAGAUGGGAAAGAUUGUUCCUGUCAUUUCUAAGCUGCAAAACUACCUGCUCUCAGUCAGAGACCUCAACCUGAAUGCAAACAACGAAUUUAGCCAAAUGACGAGAGGACAAAGGACCAGAAUGUCUAGCAAAGCUACAUUCGUCACCUUAUCACGAGCGUUGUGCAGUAAUGGCAUCAUGGCUCUGUUUGGAAUUUCCAAGCUGCCUGCCAUGGCGGAGGCGAACAUCUCCUUCCCCAACAACCAGCAGCAGGAGAUGAUCGAGAGGUUCAAGAUUCCACAAAAUGCCACUCCAUUCUGCAUGAAUAUGUACCUGGACAUGGUCAAUACCACAGGAGGAGCCAUCGCCUGGGCCUUCCUCAAACCAAUGCUAAUGGGACAAAUUCUUUACACUCCUGACACACCCGUCACCAGGGCCAUAAUGGAGAAGGCCAAUGCCACCUUGCAGGAGUUUGCAAAUCUGAGGAAGAACUCCGAGGACUGGAUUGAAUCCUCCAACUACAUCAUAAACUAUGCCAAAAUACUCAGCCUCACUUUGCCAAUGCUGCAGAAUUCCCUCAGCAAUUCCUUUGUGAAGAAUUUCAUUGAGAUGCAGACAGACAUCAAUGUCGACAGAAUGAAGGAGACGCUCAGCAACUUCUCUAACAUGACGCUUAUGCUGGAGAAGAACCAGCACAUAAUGAAUCAGAUCACCACCUUGUCCACCCUAAUGGUGGACCUCUCCUCCUGUAUCAAGUUUGACCGCUACACCGGCUACAACUCCACCGACCAGCUCGAUGCUGUAGCUCAUGACCUUGCCAUAAACCGUGAUCUCUACGCAAGUGUCAUCUUCAAGCUUCCCAAUGACGACAACUCAUCCAGGAAGCGUCAGGCCAGGUCUUCCUCCCCCACAUCCCCCCUGCCUCCCAAAGUCAGCUACACUAUCCGCAUGCACAUGGACAACGUCAUGCGUACUGACAGAGUCCGGGACCCCUAUUAUGUGAGGAAGACAUACAUCUCGGGUAGUCAGACGAUGCGCUACAACCGGGGCUUUGUCUACCUGCAGGAGAACAUUGACCGAGCCAUCAUUGAGACCCAAACCGGACAGAAGGUCCCAGAGACGGCUGUCCAGCUGCAGCCCUUCCCUUAUCCCUGCUUCCCCCGGGAUGAGUACCUGGAGGCCAUCUCUUUUGUCUUCCCAAUCAUGCUGAUGUUGGCCUGGGUGCUGUUCGUGGCUGACUUUGUGAAGAAACUGGUGCAUGAGAGAGAGCUGAGGCUGCAUGAGUACAUGAAAAUGAUGGGAGUCAACCCGGUCAGCCACUUCUUUGCUUGGUUCCUGGAGUGUGCCUCCUACAUGGUGUUUACCAUCUUCAUCCUCACACUGAUUUUGAAGUACGGCAGGAUCUUGCCCAACAGUGAUGGCUUCCUCCUUUUCUUGUACCUCUGCGACUAUGGUUUGAGCAUCCUGGCCUUCAGUUACCUGGUCAGCUCCUUCUUUGACAAGACCUACAUUGCCGGUCUUAGUGGCAGCCUCCUUUAUGUCCUCUGCUUCUUCCCCUUCAUUGUGGUCUUGGCCGUUGAGACACGUCUCACCUUUUCCCAGAAGAGCGCCCUGAGUUUGUUUGCCCCGACUUGUUUUAGUUAUGCCAGUCAAUAUGUCUCUCGAUACGAGUCCCAAGGAGAAGGCAUUAAUUGGAGCAACUCAUACACCUCACCCAUUGCUGAAGACACAGCUUCGUUCGGUUGGCUGUGCUGGCUGAUGCUCAUCGACUCCAUCCUCUAUUUCUUAAUUGGGGCAUAUAUCCGCAUGGUCUUCCCAGGAAAGUACGGUAUCUCUUCCCCAUGGUACUUCCCAUUCCAAGCCUCCUUCUGGGCCAACCUGUGCUGUUGCGUUAAGUCAAACAGUAAGACGAGCAGAGGGCUCCUCUUUACCAACAUCAUGCAGAAAAACCAGCCUGUCUUCUCCGACGACAAGGGAAAAGGUCAGAGCACUCUUUCCUCUCAGGCCGGUGAGGAUUUCUCAGAGCUCCCGGUGGGCGUUGCCCUGCAUGGUCUCAGCAAGAACUAUGGCCAACGACUAGCUAUUGACAAUCUGAAUGUUUCCUUCUACGAGGGCCAUGUCACCUCACUGCUUGGUCCCAAUGGAGCUGGCAAGACCACCACCAUGUCUCUCCUGACUGGCCUUUUCGCCCCAUCUUCGGGCACCAUCGAGGUCUACGGCCGAGACAUGCAGACCAACAUCGAUGACAUUCGCAAAGAGCUAGGGGUGUGCAUGCAAUAUGACGUCCUCUUUGACCACAUGACCACCAAGGAGCACCUGCUGCUGUACGGCCAGAUCAAGGCCCCACACUGGUCACAGAGGGAACUGCAUGAACAAGUCCGCACGAUCCUAGAGGAGACAGGCAUGUACCUUCACAGACACAAGCGGGUGGGCACCCUGUCGGGCGGCAUGAAGCGCAAGCUGUCAAUCUCCAUCGCCUUCAUAGGGGGCUCUCGCUUGGUGGUACUGGAUGAACCCACCACAGGAGUUGAUCCCUGCUCCAGGCGCAGCAUCUGGGAUAUUGUUAUCCAGCAGAAGAAACAUCGCACCAUCAUCAUGUCCACCCACCACCUGGAUGAAGCUGAAGUACUGAGCGACCGCAUCACCUUCCUAGACAGAGGAGGGUUAAAAUGCUGCGGAUCCCCCUUCUACCUAAAAGAGAAGCUGGGUCAGGGCUACAAACUCACUCUCACCAAGAAGAUACAGAACCUAGAAUCUGAGCGGAUUGACAAUGCUGAUCUGAAGGACUUUAUCCAAGCUCAUGUACCUGAAGCGCAACUGAAGGAGGCUCAGGGGGGUGACUUGAUCUACUCACUGCCCCCCUUCACCUCAUCCAACGCCUCCUCAUUCCGCUCCCUCCUGACCGCACUGGACUCCAACCUUGAUGCUCUUCAGCUUGGGGGCUAUGGCAUCUCUGAUACCAGCCUAGAGGAGGUGUUCCUCCAGUUGACUCACGGAAACAGUGAGGAUGACCCCCUGUCUAUCUCGGAGACGGUUUCUGACACCUUAUCCAUUGACAGUUUCGCUUCAGACUCCAGUGGAAGCAUCUCCAGCUUUGGUGACAGGAUCACGCUUACCAGUACGCCCAUGAUGUCUGGCAUGUCCCUGGCCUGGCAGCAGAUCGCAGCCAUACUGAUCAAGAGGUUCCACCACAGCCGCAGAGACUGGAAGGGCCUGAUCUCCCAGAUCCUACUUCCUGUCCUGUUCAUUGUGUUUGCUAUGGGCCUGGGCUCCAUAAAGAACGACCUGCAGCACUAUCCUGAGUUGGAGCUCAGCCCUGCGCUUUACAACUUCGCACCGAGCUACUCUUUCUUCAGCAAUCAAAAUCCCAGCUCCAGCCAGCUGGCGGACACCCUGACGUCAUUCCCUGGAAUCGAUAAUGCCUGCCUUGACAUGUCCGAUAACCCGGUCUGCACAACAAGCUCAAACAACUGGACUUCCAGUGGGAACAGCUCUAAACCAUUUAGUGUCUGUAAAUGCACCCGUCAGGAACAGAUUUGUGACAAGGACAACUUCCAGCCCCCUCAUAAGAAAAUCCCUUCAUCUCAGAUUGUGUAUAACCUGAGUGGAAUCAAUGUGGAGAACUACCUGGUGGCCACGGCAAAUGACUUCAUCAAGAACAGGUAUGGUGGCUUUGAUUUUGGCAUGCCUCUCCCUUCUGACUUACAAAUGGACCUAACAGCGGUGCCCAAAAACCGUACACUGUCUAAGGUCUGGUUCAACCCUGAGGGCUACCACACAAUGCCAGCAUACUUAAACAGCCUCAACAACUUCAUCCUACGCUCCAAUCUUCCAGCACACAAGGAUCCAAGUAGAUAUGCCAUUUCAGUUUCCAGUCACCCCUACUUCGGCCGGGUGGAUGAUGAAGAUGUAAUUGUCCAAGGAAUGCUCCAGAUCCUAGUGGCUAUGUGUGUACUGACUGGUUAUUCAAUCACGCUAGCCAGCUUCGCCAUCUAUGAAGUCAAGGAGCACCACAGCGGCUCCAAGAGGCUCCAGCACAUUGCUGGCAUCAGUGAGCCCCUUUACUGGGCUGUGAACUUCUUUUAUGACAUGGUCAUCUAUCUGAUCCCUGUGACUUUGACUGUCGGCGUGAUUGCAGCCUUCCAGAUUCCAGCAUUCACAGAUCGGCAAAAUUUGGGUGCUGUCGCCCUACUGCUGGUGCUCUUUGGGUUUGCAACCUUCCCCUGGAUGUAUCUGUUAUCAGAUGUCUUCAAGGAUGAAGAGAUGGCCUUCAUCACCUAUGUGUGCAUCAACCUCUUCAUCAGUGUCAACACCAUCUUGACCACCUCCGUUCUGUACUUUAUGGGUCAAAUUUCAAUACGCAAGAUUGAGGUCAGCCAGGACAUCUUUAAGAGGCUGUGCCAUGCCUUCCUCAUCUUCCCCCAGUUCAACUUUGGUAACGGGAUGUUGCAACUGGCCAGGACAAACAUAGAGGUCCAGAUCCUCGGUGGCUACGGCAUUGACGCCUAUCAGAACCCGUUCUCCACAGAAGGCCUGGGCUGGAUGUUCAUCUCCUCCUUCAUCCAAGGCCUGUUCUUCUUCACCCUGCGCCUUCUGCUCAACAGGUUCCUAAUACGCAAAGUCAGGCAUCUCAUUUGUGCCAGAAAGACGGUGCCCAAGGCGGCAUGUGCAGACGAGGACGAGGAUGAGGAUGUGGCGGCUGAGCACCUACGGGUGUCCAGUGGAGCCGCCAGCUCAGAUAUACUGCAGGUCAACCAGCUCACUAAAGUCUAUCAACACUUCAAGAAGAAGGUCCAUGCUGUUAAGAAGCUCUCUGUGGGCAUCCCUGCAGGAGAGUGCUUUGGUCUGCUGGGAGUAAACGGAGCAGGAAAAACUACCACCUUCAAGAUGCUUACUGGAGAUGUUAGCCCCACUGAUGGCACAGCACAGAUCAGAGACUGGAAUGGGCAAUUGGUAGACAUCAUGGAGUGCCGUAACAAGGGAAUUAACAUCGGCUACUGUCCCCAGGUGGAUGCACUGGACAAUCUGCUCACUGGAGAAGAGCACUUGUACUUCUACGCUCGCAUACGAGGCAUCUCAAAGAGGGAAAUAGACGGGGUGGUGAACUACCUACUGAAGAGGCUGGAGCUGAACUACCACAGAAACAUCAUUACUGAUGGUUACAGUUGUGGCACCCGCAGGAAGCUCUCUACUGCGCUGGCUCUCAUCGGGCAUCCGCAAAUCCUACUCCUGGAUGAGCCAAGCUCCGGCAUGGACCCUCGCACCAAGCGCCACCUGUGGAAAAUCAUCUCCGAGGAAGUGAAAGGAAAAUCUGCAGUGGUCCUCACCUCUCACAGCAUGGAGGAGUGUGAGGCACUGUGCAGCCGUCUUGCCAUCAUGGUGAAAGGUCAGUUCCGUUGCCUGGGCUCCCUGCAGCACAUUAAGAACAGGUUUGGCAACGGGUUCACUGUGAAGAUGUACUUGGCCGAGGCCUCCUGCGACACAAAGGCAAUCACUGGCUUCAUGCAGCGCCAAUUUCCCAGCACUUAUCUCAAGGACCACCACUCCUCCAUGGUGGAGUACCACGUACCAAUUGCUCCAGGAGGGGUGGCUGACAUCUUCGACCAGCUGGAAUCCAACAAGAAUGUUCUGCAGAUCAAACACUUCUCUGUGAGCCAGACCACCCUGGAUGAGGUCUUCAUCAACUUUGCCAUGGGAAAGAUCGACAUGGAGACCAUACCAAUUCACAGCAAUGACGAAUGUGAUGGCCUGGGCUCCAUUACGGCACAGCAAACGUAGAGCUGACUGACAUCUUCUCUUUGCCAUUUUGCCAGUGCCCACUGACAAUGAAAUAGUAUCCGUUUAUAGUAAAUCUAUCAUUAAUAUGUACCGGUAUGUGAAAAAUAGGAGUUUAAAGCAUUCAUGUUUUAAAACUACUGAUUAUCUUGUAAGUAUAUUGACUGAUCAUAUGAAGAGGGCUUGAUAUUUCUAUCUUUAGUAAUUAAAUUAUUAAUGAAAAGCAGAAGAGAACAUGCACAUCUGCGUACAUGCACAGAUGAAAAAGUUGAUAAAUUGAAGUAUUGUGUUUAUUGACUGUCUUCCUAUCUAACAUGCACCUGUAUAUUAUUAUUUAUGAAGUAUAAACUUAAUCAUGUAGGCUUUAAAUUUUUCUUUGUGAUUGGGGCACUGUUCACUAUUAGAAUAUUAUACCAUAGAAAAUCAAAAACACUGUAUUUUCUAUUUAGAAACAUUUCUAUAUUGCCUUAGUGUUGAUUUUAUAUCAUGUUAACACACUCUAUAUAUGCACACUAUAUAUAUAACAAAUUAGUAUUUUUUUUUAUCUAAGGAACAUGCAAUUAUGCCUACUGGAUGAAACAAAUAAGAAGAAAAUAUUCACACUUCCUUAAUGUGCACAAUUUUUCCCUACUCAUUAACAUUUCCUCUAAGGGCAUACCUAACUUUUAGAAUGAGUGUAAUGAAUAUUUAAUGCAUUUAAUUUCCUCCCAAUGGACCAAUUCCAAAUUGUCUUGAAUGUAUAAAGCCUAUUUUUAUUAUUCUAAUAAAGACAUUUAUCAAAUGCAA